This is a messenger RNA of Trichomonas vaginalis G3, 660 nucleotides long. Its product is annotated as protein serine/threonine kinase protein. Gene Ontology annotation, molecular function: ATP binding; protein kinase activity. Lineage: Eukaryota; Parabasalia; Trichomonadida; Trichomonadidae. The transcript has a single exon. The record is from RefSeq and is a predicted model, not a curated record. The coding region runs from base 1 to 660 and encodes 219 amino acids. Gene Ontology annotation, biological process: protein phosphorylation.
AUGGAGUACUGUUCCGGUGGAAGUCUCCAAUAUCUUAUUGAUCACUCAAAGCCAACAGAUGAUAUGGAAACAAAAAUAAAAUACGUCCAUGAAAUUAUUGAGGCCAUAAAUUAUAUGCACGAAAGAAGCUUUGCUCAUUGUGAUAUCAAGCCAUCAAACAUCCUAAUUGAUCAAUUUGGUCGCGCUAAGCUUGCAGACUUUGGCCUGACUCAUUUUGUUGGAAGUUCUGGUCAAGAUGCAAAAAUUACUUACAGCGGAUCAUUCUCGUACAUGUCCCCUGAGCUCCUUAAAUACAGAAAGUGCGACCCAUUUAAAGCCGAUGUAUGGGCAUUUGGUGUUACUUUAUAUACUUUAUUCGGUAAACACCACCCAUUUCGCGGUAAGACGAUGGAAACAAUCAUUUGCCAGAUGCAAGCGGGUAUUAUACCUCUGAAGAACAUUCCGCAUGAUCUGGGCAAUAUAAUCGAAGGGUGCUUGAAAUAUAAGGCAAAUGAAAGAAUGACAAUUUCCCAGAUAAAAGCAGAGUUCCCAACCCAGAUAAAGAAGUCCGCCUCCCACUCCUCUGCUAAAUAUGCUCAUAGAAUGCUCAUUCGGUCAGCGUGCCAAUCUAUAUUUUCCCCAUCAGGGCUGAAACGUGUAUCUAAUAGUAGUGUGUAUUAA